GCGACCUUAUGGGAGGCCGGUGCCAAGCUCUUGAGGGAGAGCGAUGCGAUGACGAGCGUCACCAGUUUCCGCCGCCAGCUUGCUGUGCGCGUCGGCUUGCAGGAGCAUGGUUCGGACGAUCGCGCUGCUGAGGUGUUGGACCUGAUCCGCCGUGCGUGGCGCCCAGCACCGACCGCGGCAACCCCCGAGGAGAAGAUGAAGGAGAUCGUGACCGAGGUGGGGCCUGAGGUCGCGGGCAAGAGGCACCAAGUCUACUUGAUCACGCUCUCCAGAGCUCUCCCGGAAACCGCCGACAGGUCGAACUUGGUAGACGCGUCGGCCCUCGCAAGGGAAGCCGUGGGGGAGGCUGUGCGGAAGGCGUUCGACGAGCCGCUGGGCCGCGCGCCAGAUGGCCUGGCCCCCCCGAAGAAGGCGCUUCGCGAGCGAGAUGGCAUGGCGACCCAUUGGUCGUGCAGCCACACGCAGUGGUGGAGCACCUUGCGCUACGGAGCGAUCCCGACGCUGCACAAGACGACGGUUGACGACGACCCCUGGACCUGGACCAAAGUCGGGGUAGACAUCGACUUCUUCGGUGAGUCGCAGGGGCCGUGGAACGCGCACAUCUGGAAGAGGCAGCGCAAGGAAGCCGAGAAAGCGGCGACUGCUGGAACCGCGAAACGGGCUCGUCGCUUCACCAAGCUUGGCCUUACGGCGCUGAUCUUGGACCGCAACCUGCAGACCAAGGCGGCCUUGUUGGAGUACGCGCAGGACUACGGCACGGAUGAGAUGCAGCGGUACGUCCAUGCCCAGCAGAAGCGCUUGAAGGAGCACCUGGCCGAGGCGGCAGAGUGGGGCGCGGCGCGAGCAACCGCCCGCGCCGAGCGGAAGACCGACUGGGAGCUGGUGUGUCGCACCGCUGACGGGCCUUGUCCACAUGGCACGGAGUGCCAGUACAGCAAGUCGACCAGCGUUUUCUUCGAGAAGAACAGGGCGACGUUGUCGCAGUCGGAGCUCGCCGCGGCGUUGCGCGCGAUCAUCCUGAACGGGCCGUCUAAGACAACCCGGACCCCCAUGACCGUCGGGCCGACGAACACUGGCAAGUCAACCGUGUUGCUCCCGUUCGACGACCUCUUCGGCUUCAAGCAUGUGUUCCACAAGCCUGCCGUCGGUUCUCCUUUCGCUCUGCGGAACAUAGUGAAGGACAAGAAGUUCCUCUUCUGGGACGACUACCAGCCUAUUGAGUUCGCAGAGAAGGCCGUCCCCGUGCAGUCAUUCUUGAGUCUGUUCGAGGGCCACCCCUUCGAACCCCAGGCUGGCGAUGGGGGAUUCCGGCGGGCGGCCUGCGCGCGGCGCGAGAUUGAGGGGGCGUUCGGGGAGGGCGUGAGCAGCGCCGGGCGCCGGGGCCCCGGCGUCCCAGUCCUCACCGACGGAAACAUCGACUUCAAGUGGCGGCGCGGGGCGGCGAUGACGGCGAAGGAGGACGAGCUCUGGAAGCCGGCGAAGUGGGCGACCGAGGAGGACAUCGGGCACAUGAAGAACCGCGUUCUGGUGUUCAUAGCGCGGGCGCGCAUCCCACGGAUCACCGACACGCACAAGUGUGCGCGUUGCGUGUGCCGGUGGAUCCGGGACGCGGCGUCCGCCGCCGACUGUGACGUGGGCCUGAGGGACGCGAGCUCCGCCCUGCUUGUCGAUUUGCUGGCCAUGGGCGCCGUCGACGUCAGGGAGCUGGGCGGCCGGGAGUGGCAGUCCCUGGCGGCGUGGGCCCGGUUGAAGCCUCUUGGGCGGCGCCGACUGGAGUGGGUUCUGCAGGGGGGCGCAG
Prorocentrum cordatum is the source of this 1798-nucleotide messenger RNA. The record is from the annotation of a GenBank genome assembly. Lineage: Eukaryota; Dinophyceae; Prorocentrales; Prorocentraceae.